Brassica oleracea var. oleracea is the source of this 1763-nucleotide messenger RNA. RefSeq lists its product as uncharacterized. The transcript has 8 exons. Gene Ontology annotation, molecular function: nucleotidyltransferase activity. NCBI's taxonomy places the organism in Eukaryota, Viridiplantae, Streptophyta, Magnoliopsida, Brassicales, Brassicaceae. The coding region runs from base 1 to 1587 and encodes 528 amino acids. The record is from RefSeq and is a predicted model, not a curated record.
AUGGGUGAUAAUCAAGAAAGAUUGUCAGUUUCCUCAUCGUCGCUGACAACAGCCCAAGCUGAAGGGGAUUCACUCAUGAUAGUUGAGGAGUCUUGGAUGAUUGCAGAAGAGAGAGCUCAUGAGAUACUAAGCGUUAUCCAACCUUUCUUUGUUUCAGAUAGAAAUAGGAAUGAAAUCAUUGAUUACGUACGAGCUCUAAUCAAGAGUCAUGAUGGAAUUGAGGUAUUUUCAUUUGGUUCAGUGCCACUGAAAACAUAUCUCCCAGAUGGAGAUAUUGAUAUGACGGUCAUAACUAAGCAAAAUAUGGAGCAUAAAUUCUUUGAAAAAAUGUACAAUACACUUAAGAGUGAAGAAGGAAAACCUGAAUUCGAUGUAACUGAUGUUAAGUAUAUCCCUGCACAGGUCAAGGUCAUAAAAUGCAACAUCAGGAACAUUGCUGUUGAUAUCUCCUUUAAUCAAAUGGCGGGUCUCUGUGCUUUAUGUUUUCUGGAACAGGUUGACCAACUCUUUGGAAGAGAUCAUCUUUUUAAGCGUAGCAUCAUCUUAAUUAAAGCUUGGUGCUAUUAUGAGAGCAGAAUUCUUGGUGCCAACAUGGGAUUGUUCUCAACAUAUGCAUUGUCAAUACUAGUCUUGUACAUCAUCAACCUAUUUCAUUCAUCAUUAUCCGGCCCUUUAUCGGUUCUCUACAAGUUCUUGGAUUACUAUGGUUCAUUUGAUUGGAGCAACUACUGUAUCAGUCUCAGUGGUCCUGUGCCAAUAUCUCGUCUUCCAGAACUUAUGGCGGCUUCUCCAGAAAAUGGGCAGGAGUUAUUGCUUGACCAGAAGUUUGUAAGAGAUUGUGUCAAGUUAUAUACUGCUCCAACCAAACCUGUUGAAACAAAUGGUCUUGAGUUUCCUAUCAAACAUCUCAACAUAGUUGAUCCUCUUAAAUACAGCAACAACCUCGGAAAAAGUGUUACAAUAGGAAAUGUCAAACGAGUAAAACAUGCUUUUACACUGGGAGCUCGAAAGCUCAGAGAUGUUCUUUCACUACCUGGUGAAACCAUUGGAUGGAGACUGGAGAAGUACUUUGGCAAUGCUUUGGAGAGGAAUGGUAAGGGACAAAGGCAAGAUGUGAAAGAUCCUGUUACUGCGUUUGGUACUGGAAGGUCAGAACUAUCUGACCUCAGUGGAGACUUUGAAGGUUACUUUGGAAGACUUGCGAGUUACCAAAACAAUGAGUUUUAUCUAAGAGCCAUGAAUGGUUCAACCUCAAUUCAGCCUAAUGUCUUUCAAAACAUGGGAAAGAGGAGAGGAACAGGAACUUAUAUUCCUGAUAUGAGUCAACAGCUGUACCAUGCCAGGUUCAGAGGUUCGGGUGCUGGAAACUCAGCAUCUCAUCAUAUAGGAGCCAGUAGUAGCUGCAAUCUUUCUGGUGAAGUGUCUACUUCUUCUGCCAGUAUCAAAGGAGAAGAAUGUGUGAAAUCAGAGCCUUGUCAGUCUUCACCACCAGAAAACAUAGGAGAUUCUAUAUCUUCAAAAACACUGGAAAUGGAGAAUGGCAAAGAAGAAGAGAGCAAAACCUCCCAAAAGUUGAAGAGUUCUUGAAUUUAGUGAUUGUGACAGAAUCUUUGGUUGGUCUCUUGGUUUCCCUAUAGGAUAACUAUGUUGUAUCUUUAAUUGCAUGGAAAAACUCUUUUUAGGAUUUAAAAGAUUCAUCAGGAAUUUGAUUACUUUCUGUUGAUCAAUGUUUCUUGAGAGAUAUCUUCUUCAUUGUUGGUAAG